ACAGUAGCUAAAACACUGAAAAAAAUAUUGUUGACUUUGAAGACACAGUAAUAGAACAAUACAAAAUGAAACAAGAAAAAAAAAGCUGAAAAGGAAAACCAUGAAUCAGUGAAUUGUAGACAACAUCAAGCAGCCUAACAUAAGUAUAAUUAGAAUUACAUAAGAAGAGAAGAGAGAUGGGUAAACAGAAAAAAUAUUUGAGUAAUGUCCAAAAUUUUGACAUUUUAAUGAAAUUUCUAAAUACACAAAUCCAAGAACCACAAUGAACGCCAAGCAGGAAGAAGAAAAAGAAGGAGAAGGAGGAGGGGAAGAAGACCAUACCAAGGGACAUUACAAUCAAAUUUCUUAAAACCAGUGAUAAAGGGAAAAGUCUUAAAAACAGCCAAAGAUACAAGAAACAUUAAAUACAAAGAAGAGAGCAAAUAUCUCAUCAGAAACAAUGGAAUCCAGAUGUUAAAAAGUCCUUAAUGCACAAGAAAGGAUACAAGUUGGAAAUUUGGAUCUGCAUAAUGAAAUAAAGAACACUGGAAAUGGCAAAUACAUGGGUACGUAUCCAUUUUUAAGGCCUCUAUUAAAGAUAACACGCAAAAAUGUAAAGCUGCAAUGAAGACUAUGGGGCCACCAAAAGUUGAACUACCUUCUCCAAAGAAUUUCCUGAAGAAACAUUCAAUGGAAAAAACUCUACCACCCAAAAAAAAGUUUGAUCGGAAUGAGCCCAGAAAGCCUCCUGUGCCACUGAGAACUGAUCAUCCAGUCAUGGGAAUACGAAGCGAAAAAAAUUUUAUAAACACAAAUGCAGCCGAUGUCAUUCUGGGAGUGACUAAGAAGCCUAAACCAAUUUAUGUUGACAAAAAAACUGGAGAUAAGCAUGAUCUUGAAACUUCAGGACUAUUUCCAAAAUACAUCAAUAAAAAGGAUUACGGUGUCACACCUGAGUAUAUAUGUAAGCGAAAUGAGGAAGUAAAGAAAGCCCAAGAAGAAUAUGAUAACUAUAUCCAGGAAAACCUUAGGAAAGCAGCUAUGAAAAGGAUUUCUGAUGAAGAAAGGGAGGCAGUUCUUCAGGGGCUGAAGAAGAACUGGGAAGAGGUACAUAAGGAGUUCCAGUCCCUCUCUGUGUUCAUCGAUUCCAUACCGAAGAAGAUUCGCAAGCAGAAGCUGGAAGAAGAAAUGAAGCAGCUGGAACAUGACAUCGGUGUCAUUGAAAAGCACAGAAUUAUUUACAUUGCCAAUAAGUAAUAAUGGAUUUCUAAAAUAGAGUCAUUUUCACAUAGGAAAAAGCCCGCUGGAAAACAUAAACAUGAAACUUUGCUUUUCAAAGAGGAAAAUACUCUGAAAGAGAAUAAAAAUAGUUUUUACCGAAA
This is a messenger RNA of Prionailurus viverrinus (fishing cat), 1361 nucleotides long. It is a transcript of the gene ENKUR, whose product is annotated as enkurin, TRPC channel interacting protein. The coding region runs from base 604 to 1236 and encodes 210 amino acids. The transcript has 5 exons. The record is from RefSeq and is a predicted model, not a curated record. Gene Ontology annotation, cellular component: acrosomal vesicle. Lineage: Eukaryota; Metazoa; Chordata; Mammalia; Carnivora; Felidae. Gene Ontology annotation, molecular function: calmodulin binding.